AUGCUCGCGCACGCGCGACGAAAGCUCGCGAGAGAGCUGGGAGGGCGACUCGCGACGACGGCGACGGUGCACGGAACGCGUCGUGAGGGCCAACGGGCGUGCGUGUCGUCGUCGAGCGCGAGUCGAGGGAAGGAGAUCCAGCGAUUUAAGGUGUACCGGUGGAAUCCGGAUUCGGGCGAAGAACCGCGGUAUAAGACGUACGAUGUGGACGUGGGAGAGUGCGGACCGAUGAUGCUGGAUGUGUUGUUCAAGAUUAAGGACGAACAGGAUCAGACGCUGAGCUUCCGAAGGAGCUGUCGGGAAGGGAUCUGCGGUUCGUGCGCGAUGAACAUCAACGGGAAGAACGGCUUGGCGUGCCUGACCAAGGUCGAUCGAGGGCAGAGCGGUGACCAGACGAUCGCGCCGUUGCCGCACAUGUUCGUUGUGAGGGAUUUAGUGGUGGACAUGGCGAACUUUUACGCGCAGUACAAGUCGAUCGAACCGUUUUUGAAGACAAAGUCCGACGCGCCGGCGGACGGGAAGGAGCGAUUGCAGACGAAAGAGGAUCGGGCCAAGCUCGAUGGCUUGUACGAGUGCAUCUUGUGCGCGUGCUGCUCGACGUCGUGCCCGUCGUACUGGUGGAACAGCGAUAAGUACCUCGGACCGGCGGUUUUGCUCCAGGCGUAUCGCUGGAUCAUCGACUCCAGAGACGAGUUCACCCAAGAGCGAUUGGACAACGUGAACGACGCGUUCAAGCUGUACAGGUGCCACACCAUCAUGAACUGCAGCACGGUGUGUCCGAAGGGUUUGAAUCCCGCGCUUAAGAUCGCUAAGAUCAAAGCCAUGGUUUAG
This is a messenger RNA of Ostreococcus tauri, 831 nucleotides long. Its product is annotated as Succinate dehydrogenase/fumarate reductase iron-sulphur protein. The transcript has a single exon. The record is from RefSeq and is a predicted model, not a curated record. Gene Ontology annotation, molecular function: electron transfer activity; 2 iron, 2 sulfur cluster binding. Gene Ontology annotation, biological process: aerobic respiration; tricarboxylic acid cycle; respiratory electron transport chain. NCBI's taxonomy places the organism in Eukaryota, Viridiplantae, Chlorophyta, Mamiellophyceae, Mamiellales, Bathycoccaceae. Bases 1 to 831 code for a protein of 276 amino acids.